AUGUCAACGAAUGGGAAGCGAAAUGCUUCGGAUUCCCCCACGGAACCAUCCGAGAAUGCCAAACUAGACAUCCUCAAACAACAGUUCCCGAAUACCGACGAGCGCGCCGAGUUCAUCGCGGCCAAAUUCUCCAAACUUCUUGGCGACGAAACCGUGUUCCCGAAGAUUCUUGAUCAGGCCCGCAUCGACCGAAAACACCAGGUCGUCAACGGAACAGGUGACAUUUCCGAAUACUGGUUCAACUAUACUGUGGACUUUACAGCUUGGUUCAGAGCUAUGGAGCUUGUCAAGUCAGGAAAAAGAGAGUUUUUCCCCUGGCGAAGCGUCCCGUCAUUAAAGCCCAAGGGUCCCGGCGAUAGGGUUGUAUGGUUUCCGAGGUUCAAGGAAACCCAGGCCAUGCUCGCCAAUCUGUCAUCUCGUGAGCGUCUGGAGAAUGGGCUUGUCUUAAUGAAGGAAGAGCCGCAGAUGAAGCGGACUUGUCCUAGCAUGACCUCGACCGAACUCCGACAGGCCAUUUGGGACGACGUCUUUCCAGGGCAACCUUGCGCCAACAAUCGGCCGUUCGAGUUCGCCGUGCCCAAUAAUGUCGAUGUCGGAGUACCAAUGUAUGGGGAUGUGUCUGAAUAUCUCCAGCAGCUCCCACCUGGCAUAAGAAUGGCCAUUGUUUCUGCCGAGAAUCUCAAGGGAACAGUCGUCAAAGGCCUUGUCUUCGGCUACCAAGAGGAUACCGUCGAUAGCCCCUGGAACAGAAUACUCCUUGCCGCGGUCUACAGCACCGCAUUCCAGUGGGCUCGAGAGGCAUUCAUGACCAAGAAAAGAAGAUUCUCGAUCGCUCAUGGUAACAUCGGACCCAGCGAGCGAAUGAAGCAGCUUAGCCUUGACAAGUCUCUGGUCGCCGAGUGCGAUGCGCAACUUGCCCUCGGACCCUAUCGUAACCAGGAGGAGCACGCCGUCUUCCGCGUGUCGGCGUGGUUGGAGAAGGAGAAGCUGCUGCCCGCCGAUGAGCGUUGCAGAAUGCUGCGUGGCUGCCUGACUCCGGUCGACAUGCGUAUGGCCUGUCGUCGUGCUUGGGAAGACAAAAUCGAAGAGUGGGCUAGGGCGGACUCGCCUCUUCAAUUGUCCUGGGAUGAGGAGAAGAAGUUCGCCGCCGAUAUCGCCAAGUAA
This is a messenger RNA of Colletotrichum navitas, 1164 nucleotides long. RefSeq lists its product as uncharacterized. The record is from RefSeq and is a predicted model, not a curated record. Bases 1 to 1164 code for a protein of 387 amino acids. The transcript is spliced from 4 exons. Lineage: Eukaryota; Fungi; Ascomycota; Sordariomycetes; Glomerellales; Glomerellaceae.